Plodia interpunctella (Indianmeal moth) is the source of this 736-nucleotide messenger RNA. RefSeq lists its product as uncharacterized. Lineage: Eukaryota; Metazoa; Arthropoda; Insecta; Lepidoptera; Pyralidae. The record is from RefSeq and is a predicted model, not a curated record. The transcript is spliced from 2 exons. Gene Ontology annotation, biological process: iron-sulfur cluster assembly. Gene Ontology annotation, molecular function: 4 iron, 4 sulfur cluster binding; iron ion binding; 2 iron, 2 sulfur cluster binding. Gene Ontology annotation, cellular component: mitochondrion. The coding region runs from base 208 to 630 and encodes 140 amino acids.
GCCAGUCAGCAGCACAGCAGACAGCACAGGUGUUAUGAUACCAAUGGGUUUUGUUUGUUUGGUUCGGUAUUGAUAAAAUUAUUAUAUACUUACCUAUCUACCUAUUAGCUUUAUCCAAGAGUACAUUUUAUCAUGAAAACAUUUUAAAAUUUUCCAUUUUAAAUCAUAUCCAUUGAAUAAGAUACAAAUAAUAAUAAUAUUGUAGAAAUGUUCAGAUCUUCGAGUUUAUUUAGAACCAUGAGUUAUUACGUUCUACGAUGUCGUUAUUCCACUCAAACCAAUACGUCGUUAUCAACAGGAGAAGGUGUUUCAAUCAGCGACAACUGUGUUAAUAAAUUAAAACAACUAUGUGACAGAAAAGAUAGUUUUCUGAGGCUUUCUGUUGAAAGCGGUGGAUGUUCUGGAUUUCAAUAUAAGUUUGAUUUGGACAGUAAAAUAGCUGAGGACGAUAGAGUUUUUGAGAAGGAUGGUGCGAAGGUAGUGAUUGAUGAGACAUCUCUGGAGUACAUCAAAGGAUCAACCAUCGACUACCAUACAGAGUUAAUACGAUCAGCUUUCAGAGUUGUUCAGAACCCUAAUGCAGACCUUGGAUGCUCCUGUGGUGCAAGUUUCUCAAUAAAAUUAGACUAAAAUAAUAGAAAUAAUAACAACAGGUAACAAUACUAACAACAAAAAUAAUAACAAUAAAAUAGUUUCUCAAUAAGAAAAAUCAUUCUACCCUAUUUAUCAUUUUAAC